UUAAAAUUUAGAAAACAAAUUAUGUAAAGGCAUAAGGCAAUGAUCUUGUUCGUCAAAUUUACAAGAUUAUGUGAUCAAAUGACCAACAAUACUUGCUUAUAUUUACUCUAUGGUUCUUAUUACUUCUUAGAUCCCAAUGCUUUAAUACCACAAAUCAUCAAACACACAAAUCAAAAACCUCUCCAAAACCCCAGAUUAUUCCUUCCAAGAAAGCUCUCAACCCAUUUCCAUGGCGUCCACCCUUCUUUACUUCUCCCUCCUACUCAUUCUUCCCACCGCAUACACCACCACACCACCACAAAACACCCAAUUCGACGCCAUUAUCGACGCAAUAGUAGGUGCCGGAGAUUUCAGCAACUGGGCUAAUCUUCUUUCUCAAACCGACACUUCUCUUUUUCCUCUUUCCGCCACACUUUUAAUCCCUGAUAACGACGCUUUUGUUUCCGACGCUUCUCCCCCAUCAACCUCAUUUUCUCUCAAUUUCGUAGACCCUCUUCUUUUUACUUACCACAUUAUUCCUCGUCGCUUUACUUUCUCUGAACUCCUACUCUUUCCUAUCGGCGCUCGUCUUCCCACGCUUCUUCCUGAAAAUACUCUUCUCAUCACCAACAAUUCCGUCACUAAUUUCACCAUUAAUGGCGCUUUAAUCUCGCGUCCUGACCUCUUUCACUCAUCUAUCAUGUCUGUUCAUGGCGUCUCUCGUGUUCUUGAUUACACCCAGUUCGGUAAAGUUGUUUUAUCGCCCGAGAGUUCACCCGUCAGCCAAAACCCAAACCCGGAUUUGAAUUUUUUGGAAGUUGAGAAAAAUGCUGGGUCGAGUAUUUGUGCGAAUCAGGGUACACAAUUCUGGGUAUUGUGGUUCAUAGUUCAUGUUUCAUUGUUCUUGAUUACACCCAUCUCGAUAAGUUUGUAAUAAUGGCGGUUUAGAAUGUGCUAUAAUAGGAAUUCUUCUUUCUAGAAUUCAUAUUUCAAGCAAUGUUCAAAUUAGGAAUUCUUUCUGUAAUAGUGAUGUUUAGACUAGAAAUAAA
This is a messenger RNA of Amaranthus tricolor (Joseph's coat), 1028 nucleotides long. Its product is annotated as fasciclin-like arabinogalactan protein 21. The transcript has a single exon. The record is from RefSeq and is a predicted model, not a curated record. The coding region runs from base 230 to 913 and encodes 227 amino acids. NCBI's taxonomy places the organism in Eukaryota, Viridiplantae, Streptophyta, Magnoliopsida, Caryophyllales, Amaranthaceae.